AUGCACCGUAUACUCUUUCCACAAGAGGCAAGAUGUUUAUAUGAUUGGAAUGGUCAAACAAUAUCAAAAUGUGCUCUUGAUAAACUACAAGUCGGUUGUAUUGUACGUUGUAUUAUAAGAAAUGAAUCAUCAGAGCAAGUAAUAUGGGAAGCACUAUAUUUUGAAAUACUUAAAAUUAAAGAUGGUACUUUUUGGGGUAAAACAUUAGAUAUAUAUCGAUUAGGAGAAGAUGUUAUUGGUUUACCUACAAAUACAAUAUUUACAUUUCGAAAAAAUCAUAUUGCGGAAAUACCUAUUAUGUGGCAACCAUCAUAUAUAAGAAAAAAUCUUAUUCUUUCUUAUAAUACUCUUUAUAAGCAAAAUGGUUUUAUAUUAUAUCUAAAAAAUUUUUCUUGGUAUAUUCAUUUCUUCCAUCCAUAA
Molecule: messenger RNA, 420 nt
Organism: Rotaria sordida
Lineage: Eukaryota; Metazoa; Rotifera; Eurotatoria; Philodinida; Philodinidae
Source: the annotation of a GenBank genome assembly